CACCAAAAGAGCUUGCAAAAUAGGUCACCACUUGACCUAUUUAUGUCAAGUAUUUAUGUGCACCUUGGAAGUCGUUGCAAGUUAGUUUAUCAAUAUAGUUACGAUCGCUGACUUGAUUUUAUUUUCAACCUCAUCGAUUAAAUUAUAGAACAAUAGCAUUGUCUACUAAAAUUACAUAAAUGGCCAAUUCUCAAACCAUUAAAAACUCAUCUCCUCUCCCUCCCAGUCCUGGUAAUGUAAAUUCAGUAUUUUUUACCGGAGGAGAUUCGGCACUUGGUAAGACGGAUAAAUUGCUGCCAGUUCAGCGAUCAAACGGUAUGCAAAGUAGAAAUCGUAGCCCCAGCCCAAACAAGAAUAAACCCAACAUUUCAAUUACCAUUGAUCAUGCUGAGGAUUCUACUGAACAAUUUGGAAUUAAUGGACUAAGUCCAAGCCCAAAUGUUGACAAAAGUCGUGGUGAUAACUACAACGGAAAUUCAAAAGGAGGAAACCGUAAAAGUCGGAAAGACAGUCACGUUUUGUCUCGAGAUCCCAUAUACGAAAGAAAAUACAUUGUAAGAUCAUUUGAGUAUGACAGAGAACUCAUAUCGAGACAACAAGUGAUGAUUGCUUUUCAACCCAUGACUGGUAUCGAGGAGAUUGAUUAUAAACGAGACAUGUUGAGGAUAAAGGUGGAAAAUCGGAAAAGAGCUGAAGCGCUGUCAACUUCGAGGUCAAGAGCGACAACCAGUUUGGACACAUUUACGGCAUCAAGUAAGUCACAACCAGGGAGUCGCAGUCCAUCUCCAGCGGCAGGAAGAGCAAUUUUAUCCGUGGACAAUACGAGUGAGUAUCAAAUCAGUAAGAAGUUGGCAGAUUCAACUUCUCAAGCGAUUAAAGUGACCAAAAAGGUUUCCAGCAUUAAUAAGAAGUUGACUCCCAAAAUCAAUGCAAAGAUUCCCAAAAAGUAAUUCGGAUCGUAUAUAUUUUGUAAAAUAUUUUAUUCUUGGAAAUUUUGUUGCAUACUACGCAUAUUUAUAAAUAUCAUAAUGCAAUUGCUUUUUUGAAUACAUACGUAGUACAGAAACGUAAAAAUAUGUUCGUUUAGAAUCAGUAAAUAUAUAUUACAAAUAUGAGUAAAAAAUACUGGCAAUCAAUGUAACAUCAUAAAUAAUUAAUAAAUACCUAUCAAAUCACAGCACAUGACAAGCA
This is a messenger RNA of Folsomia candida, 1191 nucleotides long. RefSeq lists its product as uncharacterized. The transcript has 3 exons. Bases 180 to 950 code for a protein of 256 amino acids. NCBI's taxonomy places the organism in Eukaryota, Metazoa, Arthropoda, Collembola, Entomobryomorpha, Isotomidae. The record is from RefSeq and is a predicted model, not a curated record.